Messenger RNA from Zeugodacus cucurbitae (melon fly), 1023 nucleotides. RefSeq lists its product as uncharacterized. NCBI's taxonomy places the organism in Eukaryota, Metazoa, Arthropoda, Insecta, Diptera, Tephritidae. Gene Ontology annotation, molecular function: L-malate dehydrogenase (NAD+) activity. The record is from RefSeq and is a predicted model, not a curated record. Gene Ontology annotation, cellular component: cytosol; mitochondrion. Gene Ontology annotation, biological process: oxaloacetate metabolic process; tricarboxylic acid cycle; malate metabolic process. Bases 1 to 1023 code for a protein of 340 amino acids. The transcript has a single exon.
AUGACCACUAAGGAGGAGCAAGUAAUACGUGUGCUGAUCUCCGGUGCAGCCGGUCAAGUUGCAUACUCACUGGCCGGAUUUAUAGCCAGCGGCAUGGCAUUCGGCUUGAAACAGCCCAUGAUUUUGCAUCUAUUCGAUCUGCCGGUGGAGACAGGAAAAAUGGAGGGUCUGCGAAUGGAAUUAAUUGACUCGGCACUGCCGUUGUUGCGAGACGUUAUCGCCACCAGCGAUCCGGUUGUGGCUUUUCAAGAUGUCUCAGCAGCGUUCCUGAUGGGCGGCAAACGACGUCAGCCGGGCAUGAAGCGUUUUGAGCUGAUCUCAAAUAACUCCAGAAUAUUGAAAGAUCAAGGUCUCUGCUUAGAUGCUUUUGCACGCAAAGACUGCAAGGUGGUGGUGCUCGUUGAACCCUGCAAUACCAUGUGCUACAUUUGUGCCGAGCAUGCACCGUCCAUACCACGUGAGAAUUUUACCACAAAUGCGCGUUUGGAUUACAACCGUGCCGUGGGUUAUAUUGGGUAUAAUUUAAAAAUUCCAGCUACCAGCAUAAAGAAUAUGAUUAUCUGGGGCAAUCAUUCGGACUCGAUGCACCCGGAUUGCUCGAUAACCAGUGUGAUCAUCAACAACAAAAGUUACCGCCUCUCCGAAUAUUUGGGAGAUGAAAUGGCUUCUUUUAGAGCUCAACUGUCAGAAGCAGUAAUCAGGCGUGGCGCCGAUAUAAUUGCAGCGCGUGGAGUGUCGUCGGGGUGGUCGGCCGCAAAGGCUUUGUGCGAUCAGAUGAGGGAUUGGUUGACGGGCACACCGCAGGGUGUAAUGGUUCCGAUGACGGUCGCCUCGGAUGGUAGCUACGGCACACCGAAGGAGAUUUUCUUCACCUUCCCCGUGGAAAUACAACGCGGCAAAUGGAAUAUAGUCAAGGGCAUUAAAAUUGAUGAAAUAUCCAGAAGCAAACUUGAUUUCAGCGGCAAGGAGCUAUUGCAAGAAAAAAUGGCAGUCGUCGCGGAGAUUGGCGACGGAUAUCCCUGA